Chelonoidis abingdonii (Abingdon island giant tortoise) is the source of this 511-nucleotide messenger RNA. Its product is annotated as histone H3. Lineage: Eukaryota; Metazoa; Chordata; Testudines; Testudinidae. Gene Ontology annotation, molecular function: structural constituent of chromatin; protein heterodimerization activity; DNA binding. Gene Ontology annotation, cellular component: nucleosome. The record is from RefSeq and is a predicted model, not a curated record.
GUUUUCAGAUUUAGGAGAAGUGAUUGUGCAGAAUGGCUAGGACCAAGCAGACCGCUCGUAAGUCUACUGGUGGCAAAGCCCCUCGCAAACAAUUGGCCACUAAAGCUGCUCGGAAGAGCGCGCCUGCCACUGGGGGAGUGAAAAAGCCCCAUCGUUAUCGCCCCGGCACUGUAGCCCUGCGAGAGAUCCGCCGCUACCAGAAAUCUACUGAGCUGCUCAUCCGCAAGCUGCCCUUCCAGCGCCUGGUGCGUGAAAUCGCCCAGGAUUUCAAGACCGAUUUGCGCUUCCAGAGCUCGGCCGUUAUGGCUCUGCAGGAGGCUAGUGAAGCAUAUCUGGUUGGUCUCUUCGAGGACACCAACCUGUGUGCUAUUCAUGCCAAGAGAGUCACUAUUAUGCCUAAAGACAUCCAGUUGGCUCGGCGCAUCCGUGGGGAAAGAGCUUAAAGACCCCCUUUUGCAACCACUUAAAAACCCAAAGGCUCUUUUAAGAGCCACCACAUUUACACGAAAAA